AUGGCGGCCAUAUCAUCGCUUCCGUUCGCUGCACUGCGCCGAGCGGCCGACUGGAGGCCGUCGACGGCGACUGCCGCGGUGAGCGUCUCCGGUGGCGUCAUGCUCAACGCGAGGGCUCGGCGGGGCUCACGUUCGGUGGUGCGCUGCGUCGCUACGGCUGGUGACGCCGCAGUCCCCCAUCCCUCUGCAUCCAGCUCGCGCUGCGGUGCCGCUCGAGCUAGGCAGCGCCGAUGCGUUGCUGCAGCGACCGACGGGCAUCGUACUUGGUACGAACUGAUACACGGUGCCGCUGAGCUGCAAGCUAAUAUCCCACCUACUGUGGCAGAUACAAAGAUGAACUUCCUGAAGUCAUACAAACGUCCUAUUCCAAGCAUUUACAGUACAGUCCUACAAGAACUUUUGGUGCAGCAACAUCUGAUGAGAUACAAAAGUACCUAUCAGUAUGAUCCUGUGUUUGCUCUUGGAUUUGUCACCGUCUAUGACCAGCUUAUGGAAGGGUACCCCAGCACUGAGGACAGGGAUGCCAUCUUCAAGUCAUACGUAACGGCGUUAAAUGAAGAUCCUGAGCAAUACAGGGCUGAUGCACAAAGGAUGGAAGAGUGGGCACGCUCACAAAAUGGUAACUUGUUAGUUGAAUUUUCUUCCAGAGAUGGGGAAAUAGAGUCCAUUCUGAAAGAUAUAUCAGAAAGGGCCCAGGGUAAGGGAAACUUCAGCUACAGCCGGUUCUUUGCUGUUGGCUUGUUCCGUUUGCUUGAGCUCUCAAAUGCGACGGAGCCAACCGUACUGGACAAGCUUUGUGCUGCUCUAAACAUCAAUAAAAAGAGCGUGGAUAGAGACCUUGACGUUUACCGCAACUUACUCUCGAAAUUGGUUCAAGCCAAGGAACUUCUCAAGGAAUACAUCGAGAGGGAAAAGAAGAAGAGAGAGGAGAGAUUGGAGACGCCCAAGCCGAAUGAGGCUGUUGCAAAAUUCGAUGGAAGCGCUUAUCCCUUGAAGCAUUAA
This is a messenger RNA of Triticum turgidum subsp. durum (durum wheat), 1002 nucleotides long. Lineage: Eukaryota; Viridiplantae; Streptophyta; Magnoliopsida; Poales; Poaceae. The record is from the annotation of a GenBank genome assembly.